AUGGAGCUCUCCGCGUGCAGGGGCCGCUCGCUGCCCGUGGUGAUCCUGCUGUCGCUCGCUGCCGGUGCGAACGCCUUCCAGGAGAGCGACGUCACGGGGUUCCUGCAGACGGCCAUCUCCGUGGAUGAGCAGAAGGCCCCUCUGGAGGCGGCGGAGGAGCAGGGCACGCCCGCGCCGAGGACGGUCGUUGAGGUCAACACCCUGAACUCCAGCGACACGACGGCGCUUCUCACGGCCCCAGGGAGCCAUGCCGCGUUGCCGGUGGCCAGCGAGGACGCGACGGCAGGCCGCGGGUGGUUGGAGGACCGCUUCUACCUGAGAUUCGCAGUGGUUGCCGAGUUCGUGCUGCUCUGCGUGGUCAUCGGCAUGGUCGUCAGCAUCACCGGUUCUGGCCGAGAAGCUGCGGAGAGCAAGAAGACCGUCAAGAAGGAGGUCGCUGGACAGAGCACCUGCCAGCGGAGUCCUUGUCCAGGGCGGCGCGGUGAGAAGACAUGUGCUUCCCGAAGGGGGCGGGGGCGGUGCUGCCGCUGGGGUCAGGAGCUCCGGCCAUGA
This is a messenger RNA of Prorocentrum cordatum, 552 nucleotides long. NCBI's taxonomy places the organism in Eukaryota, Dinophyceae, Prorocentrales, Prorocentraceae. The record is from the annotation of a GenBank genome assembly.